UAAUACUUUGAGUAACACUUCACCAGAAUUUGUUGAACCACGAAAGUGAAUUUUUGUAAGAGCGCAUUGCGAUCCAAUGACAAGGAAGAUUUAAAUUUUCUGAUAUUGAAAAACAAUUUUCUUAUCUUAAAAAAUAAAUCUUCUUUAAAAGUGAAUUGCAACAAGGUGGAGCCUUUGAUUUCCGUUUGCAAAAGCAACGGCAAAUCGAUUUGUACUUUUAAUAUUUUUGCACCCAGUUAUUAUAAACUAAUUGGAGUGAAAAAUAAACUUGUGUAAAGAAUUCAUGUGAAAAGCUGUUCAUGAAAACUUGAACGCGAGGACGAAAGUUUUGCUAAAAAUUCGUUCGACGUAAAAAGCUGCAUGCACAGAGAAAAUCCAAUAGGUAUAUCCUGCUUUUUUUUCUCUAGUGUGUCGAAAAAAAAAUUGUAUAAAAGAAUUUUGAAGAAAGAAAAAACUAAAACUGGAAAUUUUAAACGCAGUUACUGUUUGAACUGUUUUUCGUCUCAGAAAAAAGUGAUAAGUUCGCCCUUUUGUGUUGUCAUUGCCAACGAUUAAGCGUUCGCAGACGAACAACAAUAAAACAAACUGUAAAGUACAAUAACUGUUAGAGAGUAAAGACUUCCUUGGCGAUUUGUGGACGAAGCAACAAGGCUGGAUUCCUAAAUUGCCAUUGUGAGGCCCUAAACGUACGACAUUGCGGCUUUUAAAAACUCCACCUUUAAGCACAUUUUGAGUACAAUUAGCUAACGGGUUUCUAAGCACCUGCUAUAACAGUACAAUUUGUGUGUGACAUACAUACAUACCCAAAAAAUAUCUACACACAUACAACUCAGGCAAAGUUUGGGAAGCGUUUAACCUCUAUUAGCAGAAAUGGAGGUCGAAACCACUCAGCAAAAUGGUAAUACGAGCUCACGCGAAAGCUCCAUCGAGCGUGAGCUUAACGAAGAUGUGCAGCAGGCUGUGCUAAACGGCUCUUCAGGGUCGCCGAAAGUUACGAAUGGGCACAUGAAGAAGCCGUUGCCUGUAGGUGAUGGUCAUGAUCGCAUCAAGCGCAGGGCCAGACGUCUUAUACACCGACAAAAUAGUCGUGGCGAAACAAAUGGCGUUACCGGUUCAGCUAUAGCUGUUAUGAAUGGAACUGCUGGCGGCUAUGUGGUGCCACAUCGUCGUUGGAAGAAUAGUCGACGUUCGCGCAACGGCCAUGGUCGUGGUUUGCCGAAGAAGGGCGGCGCCGGUGGUAAAGGCGUUUGGGGCGUGUUCGGUUCCGAAUUGUUGUGUGAUGUGAUUGUUGAGGAUGAGAAUGAUCCCAACUACGAUAGCGAAUAUAAUGACAGGAAUAUCGAGCUGCGUGAGGUUAUUCCCGAGAUGACUCCGGAAGAAUUCUUCAAAAAAGCUGAACCUAUUAUAUUGGAGUAUUAUGAGCACGGCGGUACCGAUGAGGUGGCGGUAAGUUUUGAUGAAAUACUUACCGGGCCGUUGCGACCAUAUGUGACAAGCGUUGUGGUAGAGAUAUCAAUGGAUCAUAAGGAUUCGCAGCGUGAAAUGACUUCGGUAUUAAUUUCCGAUUUGUAUGGACGCGUCAUAACCGGCAAAGAUAUCGAAAAAGGGUUCGAAAUUUUGCUGAAUAAUUUGCCUGACUUGACACUGGACACACCAGACGCGCCUACCAUACUAGGCAAUUUUCUCGCACGUGCUGUCGCCGAUGACUGCCUCCCACCCAAAUUCGUCACAAAGCCGACUGAUCUCGAUGCGCAGAGUCAACAAGCUGCCGCAGCUAUACGUCGGGCUGACACCCUACUGCACAUGAAGCAGGGAUGGGCUCAUUUGGACAAUGUUUGGGGCAUGGGCGGGCCGUUGCGACCAGUAAAGACCAUUACCAAGGAGAUGACUUUGCUAUUGAAGGAGUAUUUGUCAUCUCGUGACAUUCAAGAGGCACAUCGCUGUCUACGCGCACUCGAAGUACCACAUUUCCAUCAUGAAUUGGUGUAUGAAGCCAUUGUCAUGACACUUGAAUCCCUCAGCCAUACAACUGAGGAAGCCAUGUGUGAGCUACUCAAGUCAUUGGAUCAGGCAUGCUUGGUGUUGCCAGCCGGCAUGGAACAGGGCUUCCUGCGCGUAUUUGACGACAUGGCUGACAUUGUCUUGGAUGUGCCUCUUGCAUACAUAAUAUUGGAUCGCCUUGUAGAGCGGUGCAAUCGUGCUGGUUUUAUAACUGAUAAGAUUUUAUGUAAUAUGCCCUCUAGAGGACGUAAACGAUUUGUCUCCGAAGGAGACGGUGGCCAUAUUAAGCCACAAACUAUUCCGCUACGCGACUAGUGGAGUACGUGGCUAUUAACUAUAACUAAAGCAACAUACACAACAACAACAAAAACCAGAAUCCGAACUUUUUAACCACAAAAUAAAUGCAUUCUUUCUACAAAUCAACCGACAAAUAUUAAAAAACAAAAUUAAAAAAAAAUUUUAAAACAAAAAAAAGUAUUAAAAAACGUAAAAAAAAAAAAAUAAAAUGAAAAAAAAAAUUAAAAAAAAAAAGAAAAAACUCUUACAACUAUAACCGACAGCAAAAGUAAUAAUAAAUCAAAUAGUAUUAUCAUCCGCUGCU
Messenger RNA from Anastrepha ludens (Mexican fruit fly), 2602 nucleotides. RefSeq names its product programmed cell death protein 4 (gene Pdcd4). The transcript has 6 exons. The record is from RefSeq and is a predicted model, not a curated record. Gene Ontology annotation, cellular component: cytosol; nucleus. Gene Ontology annotation, biological process: negative regulation of DNA-templated transcription. NCBI's taxonomy places the organism in Eukaryota, Metazoa, Arthropoda, Insecta, Diptera, Tephritidae. The coding region runs from base 871 to 2316 and encodes 481 amino acids.